AGAAGCGAAAAGCGAAGCUGCCUAGCUCUUCCGUUACACCCCUUCCAUAUCAUCGAUAUUUAACGAUCGGUGGCCAUUUGGAGGAGGGCUAUUGCUCUGCAUUGAUUUAAAAGGGAAAAGGAAAACCACCGCUUGCGAGGCGGGUGAGUUCGUCGAGCAGAUCUUCUUUUCUUCCUGUUUUAGCCGACGUUGCGUCUACCUUAUUUACUCCAAACUAGUGCAUCAUGAUCAUUCCCGUUCGCUGCUUCACCUGCGGCAACGUCAUCGCAGACAAGUAUCUGCUGUACCUCGAUCUUGUCAGCCAGGGUGUGUCCGAGGAGGACGCCAUGGACGCCUUCCACCUCGAUCGCUUCUGCUGCCGCCGCAUGAUGCUGACCCACGUAGAUAUGACGGAUCUCCUGCUGAAGUUCAACCCUGCGGAUACGAACGUUCUACUCACCAGCGGUGCAGUCGAGGAAGAGGCGGAGGCGGAUCAGAGCACGCUGGUAGGUGUUCCGCAGUAA
Molecule: messenger RNA, 503 nt
Organism: Leptomonas pyrrhocoris
Lineage: Eukaryota; Euglenozoa; Kinetoplastea; Trypanosomatida; Trypanosomatidae
Product: Dna-directed RNA polymerase ii 8.2 Kd polypeptide putativedNA-directed RNA polymerase ii
Exons: 1
Coding region: 225-503 (92 amino acids)
Biological process (GO): transcription by RNA polymerase II; transcription by RNA polymerase I; tRNA transcription by RNA polymerase III
Cellular component (GO): RNA polymerase II, core complex; RNA polymerase I complex; RNA polymerase III complex
Molecular function (GO): DNA-directed RNA polymerase activity; DNA binding; zinc ion binding
Source: RefSeq, a predicted model, not a curated record